Molecule: messenger RNA, 609 nt
Organism: Cyprinus carpio (common carp)
Lineage: Eukaryota; Metazoa; Chordata; Actinopteri; Cypriniformes; Cyprinidae
Product: C-C motif chemokine 8-like
Biological process (GO): positive regulation of GTPase activity; cellular response to type II interferon; neutrophil chemotaxis
Cellular component (GO): extracellular region
Molecular function (GO): CCR chemokine receptor binding; chemokine activity
Source: RefSeq, a predicted model, not a curated record
GUCUGUAGAGUGGAAAGUACAAGCUCACCCCGUUAUAAAGCGGACCGCAUCAGUAAGGUGAUCAUCUUCGAGGCUAUCAGCCACCGAUAAAGCGACCAGCGCAUCAAGAUCUGAUCAGCAACCGACCACAGACCCAAACAUGAGACCCUACUGCGUCUUCAUCUCCUGCCUUGUGCUCUUCGCUUUCUGCUCACUGGCUCAGAGUGAAUUCAGCCAAGGUCCCGACAAGUGCUGCUUUUCUUUUUCCAAUGUAAAAAUCCCAGUAAAGCAGGUUGAGAGUUAUCAUACUACACAUCUUGAAUGCCACAGGAGUGGUGUCAUUUUCUCCACUAAAGCUCAAAAAGAGAUCUGCGCUAACCCGUCAGAGAGAUGGGUUCAGAGACUGAUGAACUUGGUGGAUGCUCGAAACAUCAAGGAGAUGGACAGCGAAUAAGAUGUGAACGGCUCUUCACUUUUCAAACUAUUGAAUUGAACAGUUUUCAAACUGAUUUUAAGCUGAUUUUAUUUAAAAGCAAUAAUAUGUAUAUCUGUUAAUCAAUUAAGAAGACUGUGUAUCUGUUUUCAUUUUCUUAACUUUACUAUAUGCAAAUUAAAGUUUAUUGAAAGACA